AUGAAACUGUUUGCCGCCAAUGGGACGCCUAUCAACGUUUACGGAGAAGCCCUUCUUAAGGUAAAUCUUGGUCUUCGCCGUGAAUUCCUCUGGUCGUUCCUGAUCGCUGACGUCUCGACUGGAAUAAUUGGAGCCGAUUUUAUUCGCAAUUUCGAUUUUCUGAUCGACCUAAAACGAAAUCGCCUCAUCGACAACACCACCCAACUCGAAUCAGCAGGAGUGCUGACACGAACCAACAAUUAUUCCGUGAAAACGUUCAGUGCAGUUUCGCGGUACGGUGAGCAAAUCAUCGAUUGUCCAUCGAAUCGAAACGCCUGCCAACCCGUUCACGCUAGACCGAGACGUUUACCACCAGAUAAACUGGAGGCAGCCCGCAGUGAAUUUGAGCAACCAAUGAAGCUGGGUAUCUGCAGACCGUCUUCCAGCAACUGGGCCAGCCCGCUUCAUAUGGUCAAGAAAGCCGACGGAUCUUGGCGUCCAUGUGGGGACUACGUUCUCUGA
This is a messenger RNA of Topomyia yanbarensis, 501 nucleotides long. RefSeq lists its product as uncharacterized. The coding region runs from base 1 to 501 and encodes 166 amino acids. NCBI's taxonomy places the organism in Eukaryota, Metazoa, Arthropoda, Insecta, Diptera, Culicidae. The transcript is spliced from 2 exons. The record is from RefSeq and is a predicted model, not a curated record.